AUGAAUUUUAUCCAAUAAAAAAUAAAAAGUGUAGAUUUUGUAAUAAUUAGAGGUCCAACUGGAUGGAAAAUAAAAUUCUUAAAUUAAAUAGGAACAAUAGACACUCCUACUAGUGGAACAAUAAUUUUAUUAAUAAUUAAUAUGAUAAGAUUAUUGGGUCAAGAAGUCAAUAAAUUAUCAAAAGAUUCUUAUUUGAGUCAACUAAGAUUGUGCUCUAAAAAAUUUAAUUUAAUAGCUACCUAUGACAGCUUAUGA
This is a messenger RNA of Paramecium sonneborni, 255 nucleotides long. The record is from the annotation of a GenBank genome assembly. Lineage: Eukaryota; Ciliophora; Oligohymenophorea; Peniculida; Parameciidae.